Messenger RNA from Hyaloscypha bicolor E, 3897 nucleotides. Its product is annotated as WD40 repeat-like protein. The record is from RefSeq and is a predicted model, not a curated record. The transcript is spliced from 8 exons. Gene Ontology annotation, molecular function: protein binding. NCBI's taxonomy places the organism in Eukaryota, Fungi, Ascomycota, Leotiomycetes, Helotiales, Hyaloscyphaceae. The annotation marks the transcript as partial.
AGCAAGUUGUGGGAAAGGGCUUUUGAAAAUCUCAAAGAUUCGGGAAAGCAUAAAGACAUCAUUGCAAUUAUCAAGGAUCAUUUAGUAGACACCAAGCCCCCCUCUUCUGAUGGCAGAAUGGACCCCAACUCUACCACCUCUGCCAGCAAGAUCGAUGUCAAAACUACCGAACUUGAUUCCGAGAUCGAUGCCGGCGAAUGCUUUAGAGAGGCCAAAGAUGAGAUCUCGCAAGAGGGCGAACAUCUGGAAAGUACCACAAGAGAAUUUGUCCAGAAAACGGUCUCCGUGCUGAAUAUGACCUUAUCGAUUGGUGAUGUGGCGGUGAGCUUUGAUCCGGUUCACGCUGCUCUCCCAUGGGCCGCGAUUCGCACUGUGCUGCUCCUCAUAACUGCUUAUGGAAAUUUAAAGGCCCAGAUGCUCAGCGCGAUUUCGAGAAUCUCGUCGCUAGUCUUCUACUGCGAAUCAUACUACACUUUAUAUCUCGCCAGCGAUACCAGCCUUUCCAACCAUGAGAGCGCCCUAAAUGAGCUGGAAGCGUCUAUUACCGAGGUGUAUAGCCAAUCGCUGCUGUGUCUGGGCUUCAUCUUUCAACACGGUCGCAGCUGGAAUAAUGCCAUCACUGCUCCUUUCAAACUUGGAGACAUGGAUAAAUACACUCAAGGUCUUGUUGAGAGCGGGAACAAGCUCGAACACGCUGCUAGCUACUGUGACAAACAUGGAAAUCACGAAUCUCGUCUCAUGAUCGUAAAGCUGCACGAGCUCGCGAAGGAUUUCCUUCAGCUCAGGCUCGAUGACGCAGAGCGGCUAAAGGCUGUACAGUAUAAUAAGUACGCCCUUGAAAGGCUGGGGAUCGCAAACGGCGUUUCGUUCGAGUGUUUAGAUCCAGAGGAAUGCCAUGAGUGCCAUCGUGGGACUCGAGUCGCUCUCCUUAAAGACAUAUAUUGCCGUGACAUAUAUGCAUGGGUCGACGAUGCAGACUCGUCACCCGUGUUUUGGCUGCAGGGCAAAGCUGGGACGGGCAAAUCUACCAUAUCUCAGACAGUAGCGACACAGUACGAUUCUUUGAGGGCCCUUGGCGCGAGCUUCUUUAUCAAGAGGGGUGCAGGCCUCCGAGACAAAGCAGCACGGAUCUUCUCAACGAUUGCGCAUCAGCUGGCUCAUCGCUUGCCUCUCUUUUCGAAGUAUUUGGUCGACGCAAUUGAAGAGAUCUCUGACAUUCCCCACGAGAACAUAAAGACGCAGUUUGAGACUUUUAUUCUAGUCAGGCUCGUUAUCGCUCAAUUGCCGCGCCUGAAUGAAAUAUCUUGGGUUCGUGUCAAAUGCUUCGUCACAAGCCGACCGGAAAUCCCGAUACUGGUAGAAUUUCACAAGAUCACUAGUUCCUACAGACCUCUUGUUCUCCAGGACAUUAGCGAAGAUGUCGUGAAGGCCGACAUAUCUGUAUACCUUCAAUCGAGCCUUUCUAAAAUCAGGGACGAAUACAAUCUAUUUAAUACACUUUGCCCUCUUGAAUCCAACUGGCCCGGACAGACAGACCUUGACAUACUUGUUGAGAUGUCCUUUCCGCUCUUCAUCUUCGCAAAAACUGUUUGCCGAUUUGUUAAAGACUACGAGCUGGGAGGCUACCCCGAAGUACAGAGGAAGAAGGUUUUUGACUAUCGGGAAUUUCGAAGCAGAGGACAGCAUUUUCAUCUCCACGCGACAUAUCUUCCAAUACUAGAACGAAUACUUCCAGAUCCCUUACAAAAGGAAGACGGCGGUCACUUUGAAGAGAACAGAAGCAACAUACUCGAGGAAUUCCGCGACAUUGUGGGCGCAAUCAUUAAUCUCGCCGACCCUCUUCCGGUAGCUUCAUUGGCUCGAUUGAUUAACAAGGAAACGCGCGGCGUUUUGAACAUGCUUAAUACCCUUCAGUCUGUUCUGAAUGUCCCCACCGACCCCGAAACCCCUGUCAAGUUAUUUCACCUGUCCUUCCGAGACUUCCUGGUCAAUCGGGAGGAAAAUCCUUUCUACAUUUAUGAAGUGAAAACCCAUGAAAAUUUGGUGGAUGGUUGUCUUCUCCUGCUUUCGAAGCACCUACACAGAAACAUGGUAGGCUUGAAAGAGCCCGGAAAACUCCGGAUCGACAUAGACCAAGGAAAGGUGAGAGAAUUAUUGGCCUCAGAUAUUCGGUACGCGUGCCUCUAUUGGGUCUCCCAUUUGACAAAGAGCGAGAGGCGCAUCCGAGAUGGCGAUAUGGUGCACAUUUUCCUCAGUGAACAUUUCCUGUAUUGGCUCGAAGCGCUUAGCCUGCUAGGCAGCACAUCCGACAGCAUCGGUCUGAUUGACACACUUCGAAAUCUUGUAGAGGACGGCAGCAACAGCGUUGAGCUAUCUGGCUUCCUUUAUGACGCAUGGCGCUUCGUUCUUCAAAACCGCUGGAUUAUUAAUCAUGCACCGCUUCAGCUUUACUUUUGUGCCAUUUUUGCCCCGGAGAGCAGUAUCAUUAAAGCCAAGGCUCGAGAUGCAUAUGAAGAACGGCCAGUACCACCAGAAAUGCCGAAGAAAUGGAGCCCUGAGUUGUUGAGAAUCACGAAUCUUCCGCGUUACGUUCGCGCAGUAGCUUUCUGUGGCGAUGGGAAGUCUCUAGCAGCUUGUAUACAAAAGACAAUAAGACUGUGGAAUAUUGCAACAGGUGAUGAGAUUCAAAUUUUAGAAGGGCACGAGGACAUAAUCAUUGACAUUGCGUUUUCUCCUCUAGAACCAUUCGCGGUUUUGGCCUCGGGUUCACACGACUAUACGGUGAGACUAUGGAACACAAAUGCUGGAGAGCAAAUCUGGGUUGCAACGCAGCAUACCGACGUGGUCAAUUCAAUCUCAUUCUCUGCAAACGGACAGCUGAUAGGGUCAGGGAGCAGCGACAAAACCACACGGAUUUGGGACGCGAAGACAGGACGACAGAUCCAGGCAAAACGGCAGCGUGCUGGCGUCGAUGUUGUUGCUUUCGCUCGCACUGGACCCUCAAUUGCAUCUUUGUCCUCCUCCGGUGGUAUUAUUGUCAUAAUCUGGAAUGCAAUCACAGGGGAGCAGCUUCGCGAGCUGGAAUUGCCUUCCCCGUAUAUCAAUUGCAUGGCUUUCUCAAUAGAUGGCCGGCUUCUAGCAUCAGGUCCCCAAGGAGGAAAUGCUAUAAUCCGACUCUGGAACGUGGAUACAGGACAACAGGUACAAGCGUCUUAUGUGCACGACGGGAGGGUUGAAGGGUUCCGGUUUUCUCCAAGUAACCACAACAUACUUGCUUUGGCAUCCAGCAAAGGGGUCACACUGUGGGAUAUAGCCACAGGAACAGAAAUUCGGAGAUAUGAAGAGAAUGAACACGGCUUCGAAGCGAUAGCAUUCUCUCCUAAUGGCCAACUAUUAGCGGUAGUAACAUACUCCACAGUUCGUGUGUGGGCUACAACAACAGAAGACAUCCAAAAACUCGACAGUCAUAAUAAAAGACUUAACUGUCUCAAGGUUUCUCCAAACCAACAGCUGCUCGCCACGGCUACCAGCGAUAAUGUCAAACUAUGGGAAGUGCGAACCCGGAAGCAAAUCCAAACUCUCAAUUUCGACAGAGAUGUCGCAGAUUUUUCAUUCUCACCCGACAGCCAGAGCCUGGGUGUUGAGAUUUCCGACUAUAUCCUGAGGGUAUGGAACGUGGAGACAGGGGAGGUUGCCCACCGAUUCAAUCUCAACUCCUCCGUGUCAGCCACUGCUUUCUCCAGUGAUGGACGAAAAUUGAAUACUGUGGUACGGCAGGCUGUACUCGUCAAAAAUCAUGUUGUUUUGGCGGUUUUGAGGUUUAGGUUAUAUGGCAAAGGCCGUGGCCUUUUAUACGUGACUUGCGGAAAUUAUAUAAGAAAGCUGGUUUUUCUAUAG